GCCAUGCAGCAGGCGAGACUGCUGCUGAACUGCUGCGCGCCGGCGUGGGAGUCUGUGCGGAAGGCCAGCUCAAGGAUGGCACGCCGGGGCCCGCUCGCCAAUAAGGUGGCCCUAGUAACGGCCUCCACAGACGGGAUCGGCUUUGCCAUCGCCGGGCGCCUGGCCCGGGACGGGGCCCACGUGGUGGUCAGCAGCCGGAAGCAGCAGAACGUAGACCGGGCAGUGGCGGUGCUGCAGGGGGAGGGGCUGAGCGUGGUGGGCACCGUGUGCCACGUGGGGAAGGCCGAGGACCGGGAGCGACUGGUGGCCACGGCUGUGAACCUGCAUGGUGGCAUUGACAUCCUAGUCUCCAAUGCCGCCGUCAACCCUUUCUUUGGAAACAUAAUGGAUGCCACCGAGGAGAUGUGGGACAAGAUUCUGAACAUUAACGUGAAGGCCACAGCCCUCAUGACAAAGGCAGUGGUGCCAGAGAUGGAGAAACGAGGAGGCGGCUCAGUGGUGAUUGUGGCCUCCAUAGCAGCCUACACCCCAUUUCCUGGCCUGGGCCCCUACAAUGUUAGUAAAACAGCCUUGCUAGGCCUCACCAAGAACCUGGCCAAAGAGCUGGUCCAAAGGAACAUCAGGGUAAACUGCCUGGCACCAGGACUCAUCAAGACUAGCUUCAGCCGUGUGUUGUGGAUGGACAAGGAAAGGGAGGAGAGCAUAAAAGAAACCAUGCAGAUAACAAGGAUAGGCAAACCAGAUGAGUGUGCAGGCAUCGUGUCUUUCCUGUGCUCUGAAGACGCCAGCUACAUCACUGGGGAAACAGUGGUAGUGGGUGGAGGGACCCCAUCCCGUCUCUGAGGACCUGGAGAGAACUCACCAGGGCAGAGAUUGGGCUCUAACUCCUGAGUACUGUUCCAACACUUAUCAGUCUUUCCCACCUCUGCCUAAUAUACUGCUCACCUUACACCCUACCUCACCCCAAAAUCAAUUCUGCCCUCUGAAAAGAUCCAGCCUUCCUUCUGGUCAGGGUGUGGUCUUAUGAGGAUUCACCCUGUUGCUGUAGCUUUAGAUAAAGACUUCCCCUGAGAACAUAGGACAGGCCUGCUGAGAAAGCUGAGUCUACCUUGGCAAAAACUAAUAUUUUUUUUUCCUGGGCAUGGGGGAAUUUGAGGGAGAUGGGAUUGAAGGAACCCAGGUGGAAAGAGCAGUUGGAAAAUCAACAACUUGCAAAGGGAGGUGCAAAUAAAAUGCAGAUGACUGUA
This is a messenger RNA of Acinonyx jubatus (cheetah), 1247 nucleotides long. Its product is annotated as dehydrogenase/reductase SDR family member 4. Gene Ontology annotation, biological process: retinal metabolic process. The record is from RefSeq and is a predicted model, not a curated record. Bases 4 to 843 code for a protein of 279 amino acids. Lineage: Eukaryota; Metazoa; Chordata; Mammalia; Carnivora; Felidae. Gene Ontology annotation, molecular function: carbonyl reductase (NADPH) activity. The transcript is spliced from 8 exons. Gene Ontology annotation, cellular component: peroxisome.